AUGCUCAGCGUAGCCCUUCGCAUAGCGCAAGCUCUCUCGCUGCACAUGACCGAUCCUCCAUUUCCAGUAACGCCGUUCGAACGCGAGAUGCGCCGCCGCUUGUGGCACUUGAUCGGCUGGUUGGACCUUGAGGCAUCGCUAAACCGCGGGUCUGAAAGCAUGAUGCGGUCUGCGUGGAUUCAGACCCAUUCUCUCACCAACAUCAACGACGAUGACUUUGGCUUCGACGCGGUGGGUCCCUUACCUGCUGCGCAAAGCGGGCCAACGGAGGCUACUCUUCUCAUUAUGUUUGCCCAUGGCCAAUGCGCUCUGCGUGCCUUGGAUGUAUCCCACUUUGCCGAACCGGGAAUCACCGACAUCCAUAUGCGACAGCAGACGGUGGACCACUUCCGUCGUACUGCGAACGGGCUGCUGGCCGGCUGUGACACCGAAAAUGUCGCGUUCCACUGGUUCACUAGCCAGAUUCAGGAGCAGAUAUCUGCUGUCCUGCAACUUAUCGCUCUCCGGCCACUCCAGAGGAGUCCGACAUUUAUCCCUGCGGAGAUACCAGCGCCCCAAAUGCUCGCCCUCGCAGCCGACAUUUUAGAACGGCGUCAGAGAAUGUUCAGCGAUCCUCGAGCACACCCCUGGCGCUGGUUCGAGCUAUUAUACUUUCCUUGGCAUGCGCUGGUUGUCGCCAUGACCGAGAUCUGCGUCUGUACUGAUCGAUGGGUGAUAGACAGAUACUGGCCUACGCUCGAGCGUAGCUAUGACCUCUUUCAGAAACAAGCUGUUGGUACACACUAUGACUGGCUCUUGACGUCUAUGGAGAAUUUGAUGACAAACGCCCGUGCUGCGCGACAAAAGGUGGUUGGCUCAGACGCGCCAGGGCAUGAAGCACCCAAUUCCCACAUCUAUAUGGACAUGGCGUCUCUCGAGGGCCCAAUCUUGUCCGAUACUUUGCCAGCUGUACCUGACGCGACUUUGGCAGAGGCGGAGCUUGCUCAACUACAAGACCAGGAGGCUACCGCGUGGGCGCGGCGCAGUAUGGGGACUUUACCGACCGCUUCUGUGAGAUGGAUACGAUCUUUGACUGUGGGCUAA
This is a messenger RNA of Aspergillus viridinutans, 1083 nucleotides long. Its product is annotated as transcription factor domain-containing protein. NCBI's taxonomy places the organism in Eukaryota, Fungi, Ascomycota, Eurotiomycetes, Eurotiales, Aspergillaceae. The record is from RefSeq and is a predicted model, not a curated record. Bases 1 to 1083 code for a protein of 360 amino acids. The transcript has a single exon.